This is a messenger RNA of Sphaerulina musiva SO2202, 639 nucleotides long. RefSeq names its product LSM domain-containing protein. The record is from RefSeq and is a predicted model, not a curated record. Gene Ontology annotation, biological process: maturation of SSU-rRNA; mRNA splicing, via spliceosome. NCBI's taxonomy places the organism in Eukaryota, Fungi, Ascomycota, Dothideomycetes, Mycosphaerellales, Mycosphaerellaceae. The transcript is spliced from 3 exons. Gene Ontology annotation, cellular component: U6 snRNP; nucleolus; U4/U6 x U5 tri-snRNP complex. Bases 80 to 361 code for a protein of 93 amino acids. Gene Ontology annotation, molecular function: RNA binding.
GAAAAAGUUGCUACCUGACCUUACCGACCAAACACCUCCACCACCUAUCCGAAAAAAAAAGCAAGCAAGCAAGCCAAACAUGUCAGCAGCACCCUCCCCACCCACCAACGGCGCCGCCGCUUCCGCAGCCGAAUCCCGCGAUCCCUCAGGUUUUCUGAGCGAAAUUAUCGGAGCGCCCGUCACUGUUAAGUUGAAUUCGGGCGUGGUCUACAAAGGAGAAUUACAAUCCGUGGAUGGAUAUAUGAAUAUUGCGUUGGAAGAUACCAAGGAAUUUGUGGAGGGGAAGAUGAGGAGGAAUUAUGGGGAUGCGUUUGUGAGGGGGAAUAAUGUCAUGUACAUUUCGGCAGAUGCGGCACAAUGAUUGGGGUGGAGAUGAAGAAGAUGAAGAUGAAGAUGUUAUUGCAGGAGUACCUGUGAGAGACGGGAGAUGGACUGGGCUUGGCAACUUCCCGUCUUGUGGUAUGGUUCAGUCAGGGCUGGUGAGAACAGAGGGCGCAGACCGCCUACUCGCUGAAAGCACGUUCCAAAGGUAAGAGGUAGUAAAAGCUACUACUACUACUACUACCUACCUAUACCGACUCGGAGGAUCUUCCGAACUCGCAAUACGAAUCACGCAGUACGAUCCACCUCAGGUCGCUG